CCUAGGCAAUUUAAAUGGAUUACUAUGCGGAAGCUACCGAGCUAUCUUUGCUAAUGCAAGCAAAUACAUGGAAAAUACGAAUAACGUUUCUUCUAACGUCUAACUACAGAGUUUAAUGUUUUGUGUAAUGUUCGUUGUUGUUUUUCCAGGUGUUUUUUCCCCCGCCAGUUGCAAAGCUCGCUCGGGUUAUCUGUUAGCAUAUUAGCAUAGCGGUGCUACGGAAGUGGCCAGACGUAGAGCUGUCAAAAGCGCACGCUGUGUGUUGUCUCUCCUGUCAUUCCGACUUUGCAACAGUGAGCGGUGUGAGUGUGUGUGUGUGGAAAAAAAACACAGCGCUCCUGUACUUUGCUUCCUGGGCGACAGACUGACUAACUGACUGUCAUGAUGGUGAGUGUGGAAACCAACUGGAACAGGCCGUACCACAUCGUUGUGUUCGGCGCCUCGGGUUUCACGGGACAGUUCGUGGUGGAGGAGGUGGCCCGGACCGCGUGCGAGGGUCCGAACGGGAACCUGCACUGGGCCGUGGCCGGCAGGAGCAAGCAGAAGCUGGACAAAGUCCUGGAGCAGGCCGCCGCUGCUCUCGGUAGGCCAGAGCUAAGGACUGGGAUAGAUACAAUUAUUGCAGAUGUGGGAGAACCGGACUCCCUGGCAGCCAUGUGCAAACAGGCAGUGAUUGUUCUCAACUGUGUGGGGCCUUACAGGUUUUAUGGUGAGCCGGUGGUAAAGGCCUGUGUGGAGAAUGGAGCCCACUGUAUUGACAUCUGUGGAGAGCCUCAGUUUUUGGAGGGCAUGCAGCUGAACUACCACAGCCAGGCAGCUGAGAAAGGUGUGUACAUCGUCGGGAGCUGCGGAUUUGACUCCAUACCUGCUGACAUGGGCGUCCUCUACACCAGGGACCAGUUCAGGGGGACGCUGACGGCAGUGGAGAGCUUCCUGACAGCGAGCUCAGGGCCUGAGGGUGGUUGUAUCCACGAUGGCACUUGGCAGUCUGCCAUCUAUGGUUUCGCUGACAGCGGAAAGCUCAAGAGCCUCAGGAGGAAGUUUAAUCACAAGCCCCUGCCUACCGUCGGCUCCAAGAUCAAACGCAGGGGUGCCCUGUUCUACAGUAAUGAGAUCCAGCAGUACGCGUUGCCCUUCAUGGGAGCCGACCCCUCCGUCGUGAAGAGGACCCAGCGCUUCCUGGCAGAGGAAUAUCAGCAGACACCAGUCCAGUACGGGGCGUACGCAGGAGUUGGAGGUCUCUGUAACAUUGUCAAGAUGAUUUUUGCUGGCAUGAUGUUCUGGUUCCUGGUCAAGUUCAGUUUCGGACGCAACCUGCUCAUCAAGUUUCCCGAGUUCUUCUCCUUCGGAUUCUUCUCCAAGGCCGGACCCACUAGAAAACAGAUGGAGGGUUCAUCCUUCCAGUUUGCCUUCUAUGGAGAGGGCUACACAGAGGGACAGGACCCUUCACAGGGGAAACCGAAUGGCAAGAUCCGCACGCUGGUCCAAGGACCAGAGGCUGGAUAUGUGGCGACGCCCAUCGCCAUGGUACAGGCGGCUCUAACCAUGCUCGGUGAACCCAAGUCCCUGCCCAGGGAGGGAGGCGUUUACACCCCAGGAGCAGCUUUUGCGAGAACCACCUUGAUUGACCGCCUCAACAAGCACGGCAUCCAGUUCUCGGUCCUCUAAGGUUCAUCCCUCUCUGAUGCCGUACUCCAGGUUUCUCCAGCACUUAACUAAGUUUCAUUUAUAACAAUGGGGAACUGGGAGGUUUCCAAAUUCGGUGAGAACCAUCUCAUCACCCGAGCCGACAGUCGAGGCAUAGAGCACACAUUCAGAUAAAGUUUGAGCACUUCAGGCUCCGGUGAUGACUCUGUCCUCCCGUUAUUUGUCUUCUUCAUUUGUUCAGAAACCUGCCAGUCCCCAUUUGGCUUGACUAUACGAUUAACCCUCUGCUUGCUGGACUUGAUAGUGUGACAGGACACAGUGUGUCUUAGCCCUAGAAUGUAGGACAGUUUUGUCGACACAGACUUGGUCUCUGUUCCUCGACUAACCUGAUUGUUACUAUAGAAAGAAGGACUUAGUUCAGGAUUUGGUUUAAAACAUGCCAGUUAGCCCAGUUGUUAGAAAGAAAUGUUGCAUUUUGAGUUGUAAUGUCAUUUUACAUUUGCACUUCAGUUUACUGAAAAUGGCCAAUUAUCUUCGAAACCAAUGUGUGUCAUCUGGUAAUAGGAAAAUACAAAUACAUCAAGGCAACCCUUAAUCAGGCAGAAAUGGAGGUAUGAUAAAACGACACAGUUACAAAUUCACACAAUUCCUUCAGUGUUCUUCAAUUUGUAUUAUCUGGAUAAAAAAUUGUUCUUAUGUUAGAGUUUAUUGCAGUGUUUGUUUAUAUAGGAAUAAUUAGUCUGAUUUCCAACACUAUGUGACCCAAAGAUAUGAACAGAUCUUAAUUUUCUUUAACACGACAAACUGCACAGAUCAAAUUCACUCAGAGGAAAUCAGUGUGGCUGAUAUAGUGAUAUAGUAAAAAUACUCUUGGCUAUAAUUGUGGGGGGAAAAAGUGUCAACCAUAUUUAUAAAUGUAGCCAAUCUGUCAUAGUUUGAAAGCACCUGAGUACAAGUAGCACUAACAAGCUAGUAGCACUGGUUUUCUUUUGGCUCAGUGAAGUAAAACCAUCAACAGAGAGUAAAAGCAUCUUCUUGCUGUGUGUGCACGCAUUUGCCUGCCUGCCUGUCCUAGCCUGCUCCUCAAAAUCCUGACUGCUUGGUUUUCUGAUAUGCAAUAUUUCAUGACGACAAAGUUAUUCUGCUCUCCAGAAAAGGUUUUUUGAAUUGAACGCUGCACCAAUUGGCCCAUCCAAACCUGUUUCCAGAGCCUUGACAGAGAAAUGCAUCGAGCUGUCUCUGCAUAAAGGAGCAUGACAUCCUCCAUAAAACUGAUCGGCCAAACUCUGCUGGGCAUUUAACAAACGUAAACUGCAUUUUUAUUUGUUGGUUGUCCAAAGAAGUGCUUGCCACUUACGAGGAGUGAAUCUGUUGGUCACACAAACAGCAGUAAUGUUAACCUCAGUCCCAAAUUUUUCUUGAUAUAUGAAUGUGCGUGCACAAAGUGUGUUACAGUUUGGGUUUUCUGUCUUUGGCUUGUUGGGUUUUUUGUCUUUGGCUUGUACUGCUCUCAAUAAAUAAAGCCAACUCUACUGAUGGGUA
Molecule: messenger RNA, 3189 nt
Organism: Myripristis murdjan (pinecone soldierfish)
Lineage: Eukaryota; Metazoa; Chordata; Actinopteri; Holocentriformes; Holocentridae
Product: saccharopine dehydrogenase-like oxidoreductase
Exons: 12
Coding region: 382-1668 (428 amino acids)
Biological process (GO): glycolipid biosynthetic process
Cellular component (GO): plasma membrane; mitochondrion; lipid droplet
Source: RefSeq, a predicted model, not a curated record